AAGAAGAAGAAGAAGUGACGGGGCGGUCUUGUUUUUGUCGGCUGCCGCACGCAGCAGAUGCGCUGCGAAAAUGCGCAUCGAAAAGUGUUAUUUCUGCUCGGGACCGGUGUACCCUGGACAUGGGGUAAUGUUUGUACGGAACGACUGUAAGACAUUCAGAUUCUGCAGAUCAAAAUGCCACAAGAACUUUAAGAAGAAGCGUAACCCAAGAAAGACCAGAUGGACCAAAGCAUUCAGAAAGGCAUCAGGAAAGGAGCUGACAGUGGAUAACUCUUUGGAGUUUGAGAAACGCAGAAAUAUACCUGUUAAAUAUCGCAGGGAGCUGUGGGACAAGACAGUGGAAGCAAUGAAGAGGGUGGAGGAAAUAAAACAGAAACGACAGGCAAGAUUUAUCAUGAACAGAUUAAAGAAGGGCAAAGAGUUGGAGAAAGAAGAGGCCAUCAACGAAGUGAAGAAAAAUAUUCACCUUAUCAAAGCGCCACAUGCAGGAAAGGCCAAACAAAUGGAAGAGAAAAUGGUGCAGAAGUUACAAGAGGACGUCGACAUGGGGGAUGAGGAUAAUUAAUCUUAUGCCCAAGGGGUUCUUUUUGUGUUAUGAAACUUGAGAGCAAGUUUACCUUGUAUUAUAUUGUAUUUUUUUUUAUUUCCAAAUGGCAGAUGGUGGACACAGUAAUGAAUUCAGUUUUUAACUGAUGUAAAAGGACAGGAAUCAUUGACCUAACAAAUAUCUGUCUCCAAAGCAGCAGCAAUUAACCACGUCUCCCUUUUUUUUUUCUUUUUUUUUCUGUGUGGUGGUUGGGGCUGUUAUUACAGUUAAUUUACUAACUCCUGAUGCAUAGUAUAAAGUUCUACAGAAAUGCAGAAAAUGUUAAAAGGUAACCAACAAAAAUUUAAAAAAAAAACAAACAUCUUUUGGGGAUUGCUCUUCUUCUGUUUGUUAUUUUCUGUGACAUUAAACUCACUAUAACCAUAGCUAAAUUAAAAAAUUGGUUGGUAUCAAAA
Molecule: messenger RNA, 1002 nt
Organism: Xiphias gladius (swordfish)
Lineage: Eukaryota; Metazoa; Chordata; Actinopteri; Istiophoriformes; Xiphiidae
Gene: rsl24d1
Product: ribosomal L24 domain containing 1
Exons: 6
Coding region: 71-565 (164 amino acids)
Biological process (GO): ribosomal large subunit biogenesis
Cellular component (GO): nucleolus
Source: RefSeq, a predicted model, not a curated record